AUGGCUGUUCUAUCGACAGAAGCUUGGGACGCAGGCCAUGCCACCAUCCCUCCCCAUUCGUUGAAGCUGGUGGUCAGCGCAGGGCGGCCCUUGUCCAUGGCCUCCCGAUUGAGCGACUGCGAUCGACCGAUGGCGGGCUUGACGGCAGGAGGCGGGCUGGCUGAGGACAGGGGCUUCUUCCCUUUCUCUAUUCGGUUCAGUGCCAUGGUGAUGGAGAGGACUGAGCUCAGGUCGGAUGGGGAGAGGAAACUGAGGGGUUCCGUUUUUUCUGUUAUGAAAAGACCGCCGGGAGCCAGCGUUCCCUUCUCUCGCUCGAUCCCAUCUCCUCCCUCGCGCCAUCACCACACACAGGAGAGAGAGGCGCGCCGACCCCCUCUGCCCGAUCCCCACUCCUCCCUCACCCCUCGACCCCCUCCGGUGCGCCUCCUCCUUCCCCAACACCGACCACGCACAUCGCCCGAUCCCGCGCGCAGGCCUCCAGCUCCGUCGCUGCUCUGCCGCGGCUGUGCCGUAGCGUCGUCCUCCGACGCCGGCGAGCACAGGCCGCCGUCCACCUCCGAACGCCUACUCACGCGGGCGCGGCUAGGCCUCCCCUUCCCCGAGCCUUCCGUGCACCUCCACCUCCUUGCCGGAGCAGCAGCAGCAGCUGGCAACCACCGACAAGGGCGACCACCCAGGAGCCCCGACACCGAUGCCAUGGCCGUGCCGCUGCUGUCGAGAUCCCUCACCCUGGACUUAUCCAUUUUUGGCGUGCGCUCGCGCCGCCGGCAUCAGCGUCGCCGGAGGUCCUCGUCGGCUCCCCAUGUCGUCCCUCCAAGGCCCGCAACCGUUUUGGCCUACUUCGCCUCGGCCUCGACCGAGGACGAGCAGUGCUGCUGCCUGCUCGAUUCGCAUGCACGCGUGCCUUCCACGUUGACCGGGUCUCCGCGCGUGCCCAGCCGGCCAUGCCAGGCCCAGCCGCUGGCCUGACACGACCCCUUUCUUGUCCGCCAAGAUCGCCGGCAAAAACGACAAAUUUAAUCUAUGAAUGAAAAGAAUUCACAAAAUGAACUGUUGACGGAAAAAUUUCACCCGACUGACCCUGUUGUAUAGCGCCUGACAGACAGGCGUCACACUACACUAUG
Triticum aestivum (bread wheat) is the source of this 1124-nucleotide messenger RNA. Its product is annotated as serine/arginine repetitive matrix protein 1-like. NCBI's taxonomy places the organism in Eukaryota, Viridiplantae, Streptophyta, Magnoliopsida, Poales, Poaceae. The record is from RefSeq and is a predicted model, not a curated record. The transcript is spliced from 4 exons. The coding region runs from base 1 to 969 and encodes 322 amino acids.